This is a messenger RNA of Cuscuta epithymum, 2503 nucleotides long. NCBI's taxonomy places the organism in Eukaryota, Viridiplantae, Streptophyta, Magnoliopsida, Solanales, Convolvulaceae. The record is from the annotation of a GenBank genome assembly.
AUGUUUUAAUAACAAUAUAACAAAAAAAUAUAACAAAAUCGUCUUUAACAAAUAAUUAAAUUCGAUAGAAAGGAAUAAUUCAAUAACAAUAAAAAGUAAAAAGAUAUUUAUGAAACAUUUAAUCAAUAAUUUGAAAACAAAAGGAUGUUACUGCAACUCAAUUUAAAAUCCUACUUCUAGCACAGGAAACAAAACUAUUUCAAAACCGAUUAUCAAAAAACUAUUAAUAAAUUAAUAUACAAUAUAUAUAACGGGCCGGGCCGGGUACCCGUUAUUUUUUAAUUUUGGAACCGGUCCGGUUCCUUAAAAAAAAAUUACCCGACCCUACCCGGACCGUUUUAUGGAAACAAAAAAUGGAACCGGCCCGUUUUGGACCCGAACCGCCAUUACCCGGACCGGACCGCGGUUCCAAGACCCGUUUGCCCACCCCUACUAACAACGCCGUGCCGUACCUCUUCUCUUCUUAUUAAUAAGUCAAGCCAGACACCGAACAACUCUUUCAAAUACCCAUAAAUUCUUCCCGUAUCUAAUUCCCAUUCAUUAUUCCCCAAUUAGGAAAAUAAUAAUCAUAAAAAAUUAUAUAAAAAGGGAGGAAACCCCGCUUUCCUCUCUGUUUAUGUGGUGCGAACAGGUUGCUGAUGAUUCCACCGCCAUCUUGAUUAAGAAUCAUCAUACUUCUUCCUUCCAUCUGCAAUGAUUUUUCCAGCUCCUUGAGAAUCAAUAAUUUCGUUUCAUAGCUUUUCCUGUUUCUCUUGACUCAAAUCAAAUCAUGUUUGUUGUGAUCUUAUUGGCGAUCGUCGCUGCAUUUUUUGUUCUGCCUUUCGCGUCCAAAUCUUCUCUGCUGUUUCUGUUGAAGAAAUGGUUUCGAGUUCUGGAGGACAAGUGCUAUGAGCACCAGUUCUAUAAGGUGCCGGAGUUCAACCAGAAUAUGCAGGAAAAUCAGCUGUACCGGAAAGUGUCUACUUAUCUCAGUUCCUUGCCCGGCGUUGAAGAUUCCGAUUUCACAAACCUGUUUUCCGGCGGGAAAUCGAACGAGAUCAACGUCGUUCUCGAUUCGAAGCAGGUCGUGGUCGACACGUUUUUGGGCGCUAGGGUUUGCUGGACGAACGAGGAGAGCGAGAUGAAAUCGCUGGUAUUGAAAAUCCGCAGAAACGAUAAGCGCCGGAUUCUUCGAUCAUAUCUUCAGCAUAUUCUCUCGGUGUUCGAUGAAAUUGAGCAGCGGAGGAAGGAGGUGAGGCUGUACAUGAACAUCGACAAGGAUACGGAGAAGUGCGGGCGGUGGAGAUCGGUGGCGCUGACGCAUCCCGCGACGAUUGACACGGUGGUGAUGGAUUCGGAUCUCAAAAACAAGGUCAAAUCCGAUUUGGAAACGUUUCUCAAAUCCAAGCAGUACUACCACAGGCUCGGCCGUCUCUGGAAGAGGAGCUACCUGCUCUACGGCCCUUCCGGUACCGGAAAGUCCACCUUCACCGCCGCCAUGGCGAAAUUCCUCUGCUACGACGUCUACGACGUCGAUCUAUCCCGAGUCUCCGACGACACCGACCUCAAAAUGCUUCUAUUGCAGACGAAGAGCAAAUCUCUGAUCGUGAUCGAAGAUCUGGACCGUCAUCUGCUCGGGAAAUCAACGGGCCCGACGUUUUCGGGGAUCCUCAACUUCAUGGACGGGAUCUUCUCCUGCUGCGGCGAAGAACGAGUCAUGGUGUUCACGAUGAACGGAAAGGAUCAAAUUGAUCCGACGGUUCUGCGGCCGGGAAGAGUAGACGUCCACGUGUACUUCCCCCUGUGCGAUUUCAACGCUUUCAAGAGCUUAGCUAGCAGCCACUUGGGUUUAAAGGAUCACAAGCUCUUCUCUCAGGUAGAAGACAUUUUGCAAACCGGGGCGAGUCUGAGCCCGGCCGAGAUCGGGGAACUCAUGAUUUCGAACCGGAGUUCUCCGAACCGGGCCUUGAAGUCGGUCCUCUCUGCGUUGCAUAACAACAGCGAAGAGAGGGCUGCUGCCCGGCACACCCGGAGGCUGAGCCACAGCGGGUCGGGCCGGACCAAGGAGGAAUCGGGCAGUUACGGAAAAGAAGGGAUAAAAGAGGUCCGAAAGUUGUAUGGACUUUUGAGGAUAAGAAGUAGUUCUAGGAAAGAGUCAUACGAAUUAGAUGCCGCAGCAGAGAAAGAAUAGUUGACCGACAACAAAAGGAUAGUUGUUUGUUUUAGAUUACUUUUUGUUCGUGUAACCCAUUUGGGGCGCUUUCGAGAUUGUCUUUUCAUGUAUAAAAAUACUAGGAUUUUGCUUCUUGUACACAUCGGAGUAGUCGGACACUAGGUGCGUACACAAACAACAACUUCGUAACAAAUAAUGAAGAAGACGCUCAUAUGUUGAUUUUUUUUAUUGGAAUCGAGUAGGAUCUUCGUGUUCAUGAUAUUAAUAAGAGAAAUUGUCAUAUAAGUACGUGUACAACUAAAACGGUUCAUUUUCCGAUAUAAUGUUAAUAGUUAUUUUCAAAAAAUAAUA